Messenger RNA from Paramecium octaurelia, 1741 nucleotides. Lineage: Eukaryota; Ciliophora; Oligohymenophorea; Peniculida; Parameciidae. The record is from the annotation of a GenBank genome assembly.
UUGUGAAUAAAAUGGAGAAACAAAAAGAAAUUCUUAAAUUAUAUCAUGACAAUCUUGAUUAAUAAAUAGAGGAUGCGUUCAAGACAGAUCUAAACAUUCCCAUACAUAAAUUCCAAACUCAAAAGUAAUUUACAGGUAAUUGGUAAUUUAGUGAUAAGAAAUCUAAAAGUUCUACAUUUGGCAUGUCUCCACAACAAUACAAAACUAGCUGAACUCACUUUGACAUAUUGUAGAAAUUCCAACUUAAUAAAUUAAACCCAGAUGAUUGAAUUCAUUAAUUUAUAGAAUAAGGAUGGAUUCACUCCUUUGCAUAUGGCCUCCUUUAAAGGAAAUCUAGUAAAUAUAUUAAGAGAAUAUGUGUAGGAAAUUAUAAAGUUAUUACUAUAAAUAGGAGCUAAUUCAAAUAUUAAGAACAUUACUGGAUUGUCUGUUCUUCAUAUGUCUGUUUAAGGAGAUCAUAUUAAGACUAGUGUAAUAAACAUUCAUAUUUAGUUAUUCUGGAUUAAUCAAAAUAUUCCAAUUGACAUUUUAGAUCAGAAUCACUAAACCCCUUUAAUUUGUGCUUCCUUUUUAGGUUCUUAAUAAAUGGUCAACUUUUUAAUUCCUUGGGGUGCUAAAUUGAAUGCCUAAACAAAAGACAAAGGUCACACGGCAUUACAUGUGGCCACUUAAUAAGGUCAUUCUCGCAUUGUGAGAAAAUUACUAAUCAAAGGAAUAGAUAGAAAAAUCAAAGAUAAGACUGGAAGAACUGCACUUGAUUUAGCCAUUGAAUCUAGAUUUGAAUCUAUUUAAACCAUGAUUGUAUAAGAUGAUAUCAUCAUACUAGGAAAAUAAAAUGGGACUAGCUGAAAGAUGCGGUUUAAGAUAACCUGAUUCAAAGGUUGAAAAAAACUACAUAUCAAUGAUCAUUUAUCUAUCUCUAUAUUGCAGUUCCUUCCUUAUGACUAUUUCCUUCACUUUGCCAAGUAUCAUAUAUCUAAUGAUAAUAAUAAGAAUUAGAUUCCUUAUAAGCUUGGUACAUCACUUCAUUUAGUAUAACUCUUCUUUUGACUUGGUAUCUUGUUAAAAGAAAUCCAGGAUUUGUACCACGCUCUAAUAAAACCUUAAUGGUAGGGUGAUUUAACAUUUAUAAGGAUCUAUUAGAUGCUAACUCAGUUGAUUAAAUAUGCCCAGAUUGUUCAGACGUGAAACCACCUAGAUCAAGACAUUGUGAAAUUUGCUAAAAGUGCGUUUAUAAAUAUGAUCAUCAUUGUCCUUGGCUUUCUAAUUGUGUUGGUGAAAAAAACCAGUAUAUAUUCAUAACAUUCCUAUUUACAUUGACACUCAGUAUUUCGUUGUAGAUCGCAGUUUAAUGUUCAAGUACAAGAAGGUUAUUUAAUUUAGCGUUAAAUUUGGAAGAUGAUCAAACUGAUGUUGAUUCUAACCAUUUACUUUAAUGGAUAACAUUCUACUAUACGAUGAUAUUUAGCUGCAUAUUUAUAUUACCUGUGAUGUAUAAAUCAUUUGAUUUAGGUUAUUAUUUACAGUUCAAAUAUACAAUUUAAUAAAAGGGCAAACUACAUAUGAAAGAUAUAUAGAAAAAUAAGGAAUUAAUAGAAUUUAGUCUAGAAAAGCUAGUGCAGAAUAAUAAUUAAAACUAAUAAAGAGUGCUUCUAGCACAGACACAAGUGAGAGUGAAUUAAAAUUUACAUUAAAAACUUAAAAGAAACCCUUGCUCAAGGAAACUGAAUUUAUUGUAUGA